This is a messenger RNA of Archocentrus centrarchus (flier cichlid), 729 nucleotides long. RefSeq names its product RNA polymerase II subunit I (gene polr2i). The transcript has 6 exons. Gene Ontology annotation, molecular function: DNA-directed RNA polymerase activity; zinc ion binding; nucleic acid binding. Lineage: Eukaryota; Metazoa; Chordata; Actinopteri; Cichliformes; Cichlidae. The record is from RefSeq and is a predicted model, not a curated record. Gene Ontology annotation, biological process: DNA-templated transcription; transcription-coupled nucleotide-excision repair; maintenance of transcriptional fidelity during transcription elongation by RNA polymerase II. Bases 100 to 480 code for a protein of 126 amino acids. Gene Ontology annotation, cellular component: RNA polymerase II, core complex.
GUCUGUUUUCAAACUUGGCGGAGACAUCGGCGCUAGACAUUAACGGUGCUUGAAAUUUAGUGAAUUAAUCACGUUUGUCCACAUUGAAUUGUUUUUCUGAUGGAUUUAGACGGUGGCACAUACGAGCCAGGAUUUGUUGGCAUACGGUUUUGUCAAGAAUGUAACAACAUGUUGUAUCCCAAAGAAGACAAGGAGAACCGCAUCUUGCUGUACGCCUGCAGGAACUGUGACUACCAGCAAGAGGCUGACAACAGCUGCAUCUAUGUCAAUAAAAUCACCCACGAGGUUGAUGAACUGACACAAAUCAUCGCUGACGUGUCUCAGGAUCCAACACUGCCAAGAACAGAGGACCACCCCUGUCCUAAAUGUGGUCACAAGGAGGCAGUGUUCUUCCAGUCUCACAGUAUGAAGGCUGAGGAUGCUAUGCGACUGUACUACGUGUGCACGGCGCCUCAUUGUGGACACCGGUGGACAGAAUGAAACCUUCUGAUGAUGAACUGGUCUAACAUGUUGCUGUUUGCGAGUCAGUGUGUGUCUACGGUGAAUGCGUUAGAAUGCAGUUGGCUUAAUGAAACAGUAGCACUGCUGGACCCCUCUGUUGUCUUUGUACAGAGACUAGUAUCUGUCACCAUGUUGUGAAUAUAAUUUCAUAGUUUUCAUUGUUUUUGCUUUUUUUUUAGCAUUUGUCAUUUUCUAAUGUAUAUUGUUAGAUUAAAACAUGUUUCCAAA